Drosophila guanche is the source of this 6195-nucleotide messenger RNA. RefSeq lists its product as uncharacterized. NCBI's taxonomy places the organism in Eukaryota, Metazoa, Arthropoda, Insecta, Diptera, Drosophilidae. The record is from RefSeq and is a predicted model, not a curated record. Gene Ontology annotation, molecular function: protein binding. The transcript has 10 exons. The coding region runs from base 419 to 5902 and encodes 1827 amino acids.
UCACACUGGCGUAGCAGGUCCGCGGCAAUUUUUGCAAAAAUAAAUAUAUAAACGAAAAUUAAGUAAGGAAAACGGUGCGUCGAUUGCACACAACCCACAAUCUGGGUCAGCAUUGUAGUGUGAAAUUGUUUAAACAUUGUGCAGGAUAAAGAGAAGACACCAUAACAGCCAUUCGUCGCCGUCGCAAGAAAAGUAAUUGAUCCACACACAUUGCGGCAGCCACAACAACAACGAGAGUAGGAGCAGCAGCAGAAGCACAGUUACGCCUGGGGAAACACUCGAUAGCGGGAGAGUGGAACCAGAAUCUCGCUCAAAGUAUUUGCUCUUUCGUUCCACCGACAUGGUCGCAGUCGCGUCUGGUGACUGCGACAUCCUCCCAGGAUCUCUCUGAAGUGAAGCGGAGCUUUGCUACAUCUACAUGGAAUCGGAAAGCAGCGACAGCACGGACAGCGUGAACUCGAUACCGCGUCCUGAAUUCGAGGCCCUCUCCGCCAUCGACAGCCCCCAGCCAGUGCUGCUCCUUCAGGCGGAUAGUUAUGAUACGGAGCCCAGCAUGCCACAUAAGCGACAAAAGUAUGUGGUGAGUGCCCCGCCCGGGUCGGCUGCUGGCAGCAGCAACUCAUCAAACUCCAGCCCGUCGGCUACACUCGGCCCCUCGCUCACCAUGAAACUGACCAAGGUGCCGUCACAGACGCACGUGCCGGACCUAAAUCCACUGGGAACGUCAACACCGAAGGAGUCCAAGGCGCCGAAAGUGCCCAAGGAAAUGAUUGCCCUUCAAAAGUCCCAAAUGGAAUCGGAGGUGCUAAGCAACUUUGUGGCCGGUGGCUCAAAGUUGAAGCGGCGCAAGUCGCGCUUUGCCACACAUCAGUUAAUGAAAGAGGCCCAGGAAGCCCAGGAGGCGUCGUCCCACAAGUCUUCCUCCAGGCCCAGGAACAAGAACAAGAAAAAUGAGUUUAAAAAACGCAGCAAGAGCAUACCAAACCCGUGCUGGAACGCAGACGACACCGAGUGGGCAGUGGGCAAGAAGCUGGCGAAGAAAGCGCGCCAAAAGCGGGGCCGUUCGAUGGUCAACGAUUGCGAAGAACGCCAGCUGGGGCUCGAUGCCGAUGACAGUAAUAGUAAUUCAACGGUGGGACUGACACCCAUCAAUCUUCGCCCUCGCAGCAAGACCCAUUCGCUUAGCAAUAGCUGCAGCAAUGAGGAGCAGCGCCCGACGAAGCGCGCCAAUCUACGCACCGAGAACGUAGAGUUUGCCAAGAAGCAUAGCGCCUUCCUGGACAGCAUCAUAAAUGAUCCGGAAGUGGAACAUAACCCUCAAGCAUCAAACGAAGUCGAUGGCGAGUGGAACAACAGCUCAGCGGGUGGUGAUACAGAGGCGGAUCUGUCGUUGUUCUUGGAUUUCAGUACUUUGAAGGAGCAAGAGCCCGAGGACAAAGUAUACGACCGAUUGAUGCGCAUCUACCAGCCCCCGCCAAUGGUAAAAAAUAACGGUUGGGAUCCCUUUUGCUGGAAGUGUAAGACCCCCGGCAUUAUGCAUCCGUGCAGCAAGUGUGUUCGCUCGUUCCACACCUACUGCGUGCGUCCAGCCACCACGAAAUUCGAUAGCUCCUGGAAGUGCCCCGAGUGUGUGCUGAUCGAAGUUGCCUCCAAAAGGUCACGUCGCAACGAACUCACGUCCCAGCAGCUGAACAGGGGUCUGUUAUAUUCGCUCGCUCGCAUGAAGCUAGUACACGGGAUCUCGAAGCUGCGAUCGCCCAAGGAUGUCUUGCCGGAAACCUAUAAACAAUUCUUUGUGCAUGUCGUGACCCUUCAGAGCCUGGCCAAGGGCAUCGAAAACCAAGCCUUUGCCAGUGCAGAUGCAUUCAUGAGCGAGGUCAAGUGGAUUCAUCACAAUGCCCUGAUAUUGGACCCUGGAGACAUCAAGGUGGAGACGCCGGCAAAGAACUUGCUGAAGGUGUGCCGCGAGGAGACCAUGGAGAUAGACACCUGCCCCGAGUGUUACUUGAAUGCCAACUCCAGCGAGGAGUGGUUCGUGAAGGUGUGCCGCCAUCCGCAUAUCUUGCUUUGGGCCAAGCUCAAGGGAUUCCCCUACUGGCCGGCCAAGGCAAUGGGCUUGACAGAAAAGGGCACGGUGAACGUGCGCUUCUUUGGCAAGCAUGAUCGCGCCCAUGUUCAUGUGAAGGAUUGCUUCCUGUACUCGGCUAAGAAUCCCAAUGUACAGACCGGUCGUCGCAUGGCCCGGGAACUGGACGAUUGCAUCGUUGAGGUGGGGAUUCACAUUGAGCACAUCAAUCGGAAGUUUGGCUCCUUCCACUAUGCUCCCUAUCGCACACCCUACGAUCCGGCCGAGGAGGAGCAGCAGCUGAAGAACAUGAUGCCAGGCAUGUACGCAGUCAACGAUGACGUUAUGGAGCCGGCCAACAAGACGCCGUUGCAGUAUCUCAUUCGCGAAACGGCGGACGGUAAGUUGUCCAUUGUGAAGAAGACAAAGGCCGCCACAGAGUCGGGCAAUGAGUCGUCGGAUCAGUCGGCUAGUCCGACAAAGACAAGGAACCUGCCACCACCAGCACUGCCGCCGCCACUACCCCGACUACCAUCGUCGCAGCUUCAGGGGCUAGACCAAGCCACGGUCACGGCCUCCAGCAGUGAGCAUGUCAAGCAGAAGAGCAUCAACUACGAGGUCAUACCCCGUCCGGCUGAAUCGCUGACCGACUCUCGCUGCAAAGUGCUGCUCAAGCGGAAGAACCUGGCAGCAAAGACCUCACCAGUCUUCGUCGUCGCAGUGGAGAAUCCAGAGGUGGUCGGCAAGAGGCGUAAACAUUCCGUGAGCGAUACCAGCGGCACCUCCGAGUCGACUCGUCGCGAGAAGCAUGCACAUGCCCGCAAGCAGCUGGCAGUGGAGGAACAGGCAAGGGCACAGGCACAAGCACAGCAGAGGGAGCAGGAGCAGGAACAGCAAGCGAAUAAUCGAGUUGAAGCGAAGCAGGAGAAGAAGGAUGAUUCCCUUUUGUCUGAACUUGAUUCGGAGAUGCAUUUACAAUUCUCUGACUCACAGAACGACACCCCGACCGAUCCUCUAGGCGGAUUGGUGGAUAGCGUUAGACGUCGUCAGGGCGUGACCAUCACCAGAAUAUCACGCGAGCAACAGGCGGCCUCGUCUAAAAGUGUCGCCCCCUCUCCAGAAGCCGCCAAGCCGGCGGCCAAACAGACACCGGAAAGAGCCGAGACAAAGGGCAUGAUGAAGAGGUCCGAUGUUGAGCGUCAGCAGGUCCAGCUCAUCAAGAAAGUGAUUCCAUUUUUCGAAGUUGAAGUCAAAGCCGAAGUGAUAUCGGAACCAGAGCCCGAGGAAGAAGCUCCCAAGCUGCAGGAAUCUGCCCCCAAGACACAGGAGUCUGCCCCCAAGCCGCAAGAGUCUGCCGAGAAGUCACCCAAGCCAGCUAAGGAACAACAAAAGCCACCGGCAGUUAAGCCACAGAAGCAGAAAGCACAGAAGGAGCCAAAGGAUAAGCCGGCUAAUCCACCGCAGGAACCGAAGAUCACAGUGCCUGUGCCCACACCACCGCCAGAGCCAGUCGAGGCUCAGCCAGCCGCUGUCGCUGUUGCGGAGCUUGUGACGAUCAAGGAGGAGAUUUUCAGUGAGGAGGAAAUGGAAGUGGAAACUCAAGCGGAUGUGGAAAUGGAGACGGAGACAGAGAUCCACACGGUUAGACGUAGCUUGUUAUUGCCACAGGUAAUGCCGCCACAGGCAAUGCCGCCGCCACCGCAGUCACAGCCCCCCGAGCCAGUGCAACCGAUGCGCGAGGAGACGCCCACAGUCCGUUAUGUGGGCGAUACGUCCAUCCAAAAGAUCAGCCACAAGCAAGCAGCGGCCAAGGCCAUGGACGCACCAUCCAAACGUCGAGGCGUACCAUAUGGCCCACUGCCGCUUUCGGGCCAACCAUCCACCUCGCCAGCGCACUCGCCAGGGCCCGUGCCGGGCGUCAAGCCGCAUGGCGUGUACGUUGCGAGCAAGCCACCGACACCUGCGCCGGCACCACCAAAUCUGCGACUGAAAGGUGAACGCAAUUCCACUCAAACGCUGCCGCAGACACCACCGUCGCUGAGUGGUCUGCCCUGCUCAUCGCCCACUACAUCGAGCCUGCUGCGAUCCAACAUGGUGGUCAUACCGGUGGAGCAGGCAAGCAGUCUGAUCAGCCCCAUGACGAUACCAGUUCCUCCCCUGAGAGCCGUGUCCAAGAUCACGCUCCAGAACUCGACAUAUCUACCGAGCAUUCCCGUUCCCCCAGGUCCCCAGCUGGGCUCCGUACUGUCCAUGCCACCGCCUCUGGCUGGUCUGAGCGUUCCCCAGAUGGGCACACCCACAUCCACAGCCACAUCCAUGCAGCCCACCAUGGAGCCGAGUGGCCUGCUGGCCAAUGCACUCAACGGACUGCCCAGCGAGACCUUGGUGAGCAGCGAGUCUACCCGCAAUGAUUCCUUCUUGGCCAUGAAUGAUAUACUCAUGCGCUCCGGUCCGCCCAAGCUGGUGCCGCGUCCCUGUGGUCCGCUGCAGUCGGAUGGCUCCCAAAUCUAUCCAUCGCAGGCGGGGCCCGUCUCUCAGCGUCUCAAAGACAAUGCACACAAGAUCACGGACUACUUUAUAUCCGUCAUCGAGGACACGCUCACCGAUCUGGGUGCGGGUGAUCAGGAUAUGCUGCAGGCUCGCGUCACCAGCCUCACCCUGGAGAACGAGCGCCUCAAGCAGGAUUACAACCGCAAGAUAUCUGAGAUGAAGCGCACCCACGAGCAGAAGAUCAAGGAGCUGCACAAGGCGCAGGAGCAGGAGUACAAGCGCAUUAUCAGCGAGAUACGUCAGCAGAGCACAUUGGAACGCAUUCAUGCCGUUGAUGAAACCAAGCGGAAACAGUGGUGUGCCCAUUGUAUGCGUGAGGCGCAGCUUUACUGCUGCUGGAACACCUCGUACUGCGACUAUCCCUGCCAGCAGGACCACUGGCAGCGUCACUCGUCCACCUGCGGCCAGGCCGGCGCAUUGGGGCUGGGGGAAACGAUCGACUUAACGCCACCGCCAGUGUCCGAGCCAACCCGCCUUAGGCCCAAGCCAACGACUGCCAGUCCCACGGCCACAGUGACUGCGAGUCCGAUGGCCACAGUCACUGCCAAUCCAAUGGCUACAGCGACUGCGAGUCUGGUGGCUACACCGAUGCCAGUACCGACAUCAAUGCCAGCCCCAAUACCAACGUCUGCACCGACGCCUGCUCCCAGUAACGUGAUUGCCGCCCCACAGUUGCAUCGGUCAGCCCUCAGUGGUAUUCCAAUGGCCACUGCAUCGGGAUCGGGAACAGCCUCCGGAUCUGGUGUACCUGGUGCCCUGCCAGCUCCCAAAAAGUGGCAGACCAUGAUGUCCUUUACGGGUCUUCCCACCAAUCAGGAGAGUCUGCUCAAGCAGUCUGGUCCCCUGCUGGCCGGACUGCCAUCCAGCACAUGUGUGCGCCCAGUGGUCAGCGCCACGCAAACAUCCGCGACAUCAGUCAGCAACAUGAUCCACACGACCUCGUUAAUAACACCAGCAGCGCCAUCAUCGACCGCGCAUAUUGGCACCAUCAUAACCGGCCCGCGCAAUACCAUGAACACGUACAACAACGCCAUGAGCUAUGCCAGUCGACUGCCUACACCACAGUCGAUGUCCAUGCCGCCAUACAGUUUACCAGUACCCAUCUCUGUGCCCAACAACGUUGUGCCGUCGUACACUGUGUUGGUAGAGCAAGCGCCAAAGCCAAGGUCCACGGGUCGCAGGGGACAAAACCGCAACCGCAACAACGCAAACUCCGACGCCAACAAUGGCAUCAGCACGAUGGGAAUGCGCCACAACCAAGUGAACCAAAUGCAGUUUCAGCAGUAAGGAUUGUCACUGCAGGAAGAGUACAUACAUAAUUUCCCACCCGAAGUGACGGCCUGUGAUGGAGGACGAAAUCUUUUCUACAUAAUUCCCAGAUAUUAAGAAUAUCUCAAACAGAAAGAGUUUUUUUAUGUUUUUUUCUUUAUUACGUUACCCAUUGAAGGGAGGAUUACCAUUAUUAAAUAAUUUCAUUAAAGCUUUGGCAGCGAACCUACCAGAGAUUACGAGAAAGGAUCUCGCACCGACGAAGUGUGUAAAAAAGUCAUUUUUUGUAUAAUUUUCAAUUUGUAGAAUAA